Molecule: messenger RNA, 1361 nt
Organism: Sesamum indicum (sesame)
Lineage: Eukaryota; Viridiplantae; Streptophyta; Magnoliopsida; Lamiales; Pedaliaceae
Product: binding partner of ACD11 1
Molecular function (GO): RNA binding
Source: RefSeq, a predicted model, not a curated record
AAACGCAGCCUAAUGCCAGAGGGCAAAAAUGAACAUUUCGACCCGACUGUAAACAGAAACAUCAGUUGGAAUCAAUUUUCCCUCUUUCUCCUUUCUCCAGAGUCUUCAGCGGAUAACUCACAAAUUUACGGCACUAAUACGACACAGCUACCGUGUAUAUACGCCGUAUAUGAAUCAGUCGACGCACUUUUGUUGAACAAUUGAGGGAGAAUCUACGAGAACUGCCAGGAGAAAGUUUUAAGUGACAAUGCAGACGAGAACAGUUGAAGUGAAGCGAGUAUCAGAUCUGGCGACGGAGAGAGAAGUCCAUGAGUUCUUUUCUUUUUCCGGUGAAAUUGAACACAUUGAGAUCCGCAGAGAGCCAGGGCAGUGCAAGACCGCGUUUGUUACAUUUAAAGAUCCGAGGGCGCUCGAAAUCGCCUUGUUACUAUCAGGUGCAACCAUAGUGGACCAGAUUGUUAGCAUAACACCAGCAGAAAACUAUGUACCACAACCUGAGAUUCGGGAAGUAAGAAUUGUUGACAAUGCUGUAAGCAUGUCUCAGGAGAACACUUGCCCAGCUGCUGAGGGAAAAAUGAGUCCAAAUAAUGGGAGAGUGUAUGUCAGUAAAGCCCAGGAUGUUGUGUCAAGCAUGCUUGCAAAAGGUUCCGCUAUUGGACAAGAUGCUAUGAAUAAGGCUAAAGCAUUUGAUGAGAAGCAUAAGUUGAGGGCCAGUGCAUCUGCAAGAGUGACUUCCUUUGACAGGAGAGUUGGGCUGACCGAAAAGCUUACAGUUGGAAUUUCAGUUGUAAAUGAGAAAGUGAAAUCUGUGGAUCAAAAAUUUCAAGUGUCGGAUAAAACUAUGUCAGCUCUUAUGGCUGCAGAAAGGAAAAUAAAUGAUACUGGAUCAGCUGUUAAAUCUAGCAGGUAUGUGACAGCUGGAACAGCUUGGUUGAAUGGUGCUUUCAACAAAGUGGCAAAAGUUGGGCAGGUAGCUGGUACAAAAACUAGAGAGAAAUGGAAUUUGGCACUGUCCAAUUUGACGGCUAAGGAUCCUCCUAUUGCAGCCUGAACCAUGGAUUUGGAGUUGUAGAAUGCUUGGCUGUUUUUGGAUGGUUUGUUUUGGCAUUGUUUUAGUUUAGAGAUAUCCUACCUGCAGUCUGGAGCUUCAUCCUUGUAAGAAUAGAACAAACUUGCUCUUGCUCCAUUCAUCAUCUGCAGAUUGAUGUGAGUCAAUGGAUCUUUCUACACUUCGUUGUGCAAUUCAUUUUCAUUGUUUAAGUUUGUUGUUCAACAUUGUGUGUGAUCCUCAUAUCUAUAACUUCUCAGCAUCAAUGUAGACAUUGCAUUAAUUAAAUCCUAUUGCCAUUGCAUUAGUCCAA